Molecule: messenger RNA, 1873 nt
Organism: Anolis sagrei ordinatus
Lineage: Eukaryota; Metazoa; Chordata; Lepidosauria; Squamata; Anolidae
Gene: CDC73
Product: cell division cycle 73
Biological process (GO): positive regulation of transcription elongation by RNA polymerase II; transcription elongation by RNA polymerase II
Cellular component (GO): Cdc73/Paf1 complex
Molecular function (GO): RNA polymerase II complex binding
Source: RefSeq, a predicted model, not a curated record
GUGGCUCGCGCUCGGUCGGUUUGUUUGUUUCCCUGUCAGCGAAGGCCGGGGGCGCGUGAGGGGAGCCUUGAAGGAAGGAGCGCGCUCUCGGCAGUCGCGAGCGAGAGAGAGCGCGACUGACUGACUGAAAGAAGGAAGGAAGGAGUGAAGGCGGCAGGCGGAAGCCAUGGCGGACGUCCUGAGCGUGCUGCGCCAGUACAACACGCAGAAGAAGGAGAUCGUGGUGAAAGGGGACGAGGUGAUCUUCGGCGAGUUCUCCUGGCCCAAGAACGUCAAGACCAACUAUGUCAUCUGGGGGACGGGAAAAGAAGGCCAGCCAAGAGAGUACUACACUUUGGAUUCGAUCUUGUUUCUCUUGAAUAAUGUGCAUCUUUCACAUCCUGUUUAUGUCCGCCGUGCUGCAACGGAAAACAUUCCAGUAGUAAGAAGACCUGAUCGAAAAGAUCUCCUUGCAUACCUAAAUGGGGAAAACUCAACAUCAUCAAGUAUUGACAGAAGUGCACCACUUGAAAUAGGCCUUCAGCGAUCUACUCAAGUUAAAAGAGCAGCUGAUGAAAUAUUAGCAGAAGCAAAGAAACCUAGAAUAGAGGAUGAAGAGUGUGUGCGGCUUGACAAAGAGCGGCUUGCAGCCCGUUUGGAAGGGCACAAGGAAGGCAUUGUGCAGACAGAACAAAUCAGAUCUUUAUCUGAAGCUAUGUCUGUGGAAAAGAUUGCUGCAAUCAAAGCCAAAAUCAUGGCCAAGAAAAGGUCUACGAUUAAGACUGAUUUGGAUGAUGACAUAACUGCUCUUAAACAGCGAAGUUUUGUUGAUGCAGAAGUUGAUGUAACAAGAGAUAUUGUCAGUAGAGAAAGAGUGUGGAGGACAAGAACUACCAUCUUACAAAGUACCGGCAAAAACUUUGCCAAGAACAUAUUUGCAAUCCUUCAGUCAGUCAAAGCUAGAGAAGAGGGCCGUGCACCUGAACAAAGACCAGCACCGAAUACAGCACCAGUGGAUCCCACCUUAAGGAACAAGCAGCCUAUUCCAGCUGCAUACAACAGAUACGAUCAAGAAAGGUUUAAAGGGAAAGAAGAAACGGAAGGUUUCAAGAUUGACACAAUGGGCACCUAUCACGGAAUGACUCUGAAGUCUGUGACGGAGGGAGCUUCAGCACGGAAGACUCAAACUCCAGCAGCACAACCUGUACCAAGGCCAGUCUCCCAAGCAAGACCACCUCCAAACCAGAAAAAGGGAUCUCGAACACCCAUAAUCAUUAUUCCAGCAGCUACCACCUCUUUAAUAACUAUGCUUAAUGCAAAAGAUCUUCUGCAGGAUCUGAAGUUUGUGCCAUCUGAUGAGAAGAAAAAGCAAGGCUGUCAGCGAGAAAAUGAGACCUUAAUACAGAGAAGGAAAGACCAAAUGCAGCCUGGUGGAACUACAGUCAGUGUUACAGUACCGUAUCGUGUGGUUGAUCAGCCUCUAAAGCUUUUGCCUCAAGAUUGGGACCGUGUUGUGGCUGUUUUUGUUCAGGGUCCUGCUUGGCAAUUCAAGGGCUGGCCAUGGUUGCUUCCUGAUGGAUCACCUGUUGAUAUUUUUGCAAAAAUUAAAGCUUUCCAUCUUAAAUACGAUGAAGUUCGUCUAGAUCCAAAUGUCCAGAAAUGGGAUGUAACACUGUUAGAACUCAGUUAUCACAAACGGCACUUGGACAGACCAGUUUUCCUGCGUUUCUGGGAAACAUUGGACAGGUACAUGGUGAAGCACAAAUCUCAUUUGAGGUUCUGAAUUCUUGAGUGCCAUUUUGUUUUCUCAAACUUUGGAUAGAAGACUUUGAAAACUAUUUUGGUCUAGAGAGGAAUGGUCUCCCAAUUCAUGUGUGUCAAGAACAUUACACAG